Molecule: messenger RNA, 4562 nt
Organism: Ochotona curzoniae (black-lipped pika)
Lineage: Eukaryota; Metazoa; Chordata; Mammalia; Lagomorpha; Ochotonidae
Gene: ADGRL3
Product: adhesion G protein-coupled receptor L3
Exons: 24
Coding region: 213-4562 (1449 amino acids)
Biological process (GO): cell surface receptor signaling pathway; brain development; adenylate cyclase-activating G protein-coupled receptor signaling pathway
Cellular component (GO): cell-cell junction; axon; glutamatergic synapse
Molecular function (GO): carbohydrate binding; G protein-coupled receptor activity
Source: RefSeq, a predicted model, not a curated record
AGCACAGUGAGCGACAUCCAGCCCUUGCUGCUCCCCUGCGACACGCUGACCGUGGCCAAGGAGGCGCUCUCCCGCCCCGGCAUCUCCUCCAGCAGCCUGCAGCCGAGCGUACCACUGCUCAUCGCGGACAAGGGCCUCGAGGAACCUCCAGAGGAGUUCGUGCCCAAGGAGUGCAGACUGCAGCCCAAGCCUUCAGCCGAGCCCCGAUCCCCAUGGCCGUGGUGCGCAGAGAGCUCUCCUGUGAGAGCUACCCCAUCGAGCUCCGCUGCCCAGGAACGGACGUCAUCAUGAUCGAAAGUGCCAACUACGGGAGGACAGAUGACAAAAUCUGUGAUUCUGACCCUGCGCAGAUGGAGAACAUCCGGUGUUAUCUGCCAGAUGCCUAUAAGAUUAUGUCUCAAAGAUGCAACAACAGGACGCAGUGUGCGGUGGUGGCAGGUCCUGACGUUUUUCCAGACCCGUGUCCAGGAACCUAUAAAUACCUUGAAGUGCAGUAUGAAUGUGUCCCCUACAAAGUGGAACAAAAAGUUUUUCUUUGUCCUGGACUUCUGAAAGGAGUAUAUCAGAGUGAGCACUUGUUUGAGUCGGACCACCAGUCUGGGGCGUGGUGCAAAGACCCUCUGCAGGCUUCGGACAAGAUCUACUACAUGCCCUGGACUCCCUACAGAACCGACACCCUGACUGAGUACUCCUCCAAGGAUGACUUCAUCGCGGGAAGGCCAACGACCACCUACAAGCUCCCUCACAGGGUGGAUGGCACGGGCUUCGUCGUGUACGACGGAGCUUUGUUCUUUAACAAGGAGCGCACCAGGAAUAUAGUAAAGUUUGACUUGAGGACUAGGAUCAAGAGCGGAGAGGCCAUCAUAGCCAAUGCCAAUUACCACGACACCUCCCCUUACCGCUGGGGAGGCAAAUCGGACAUAGACCUAGCAGUGGAUGAAAAUGGGCUAUGGGUAAUCUAUGCAACAGAACAAAACAAUGGCAAAAUUGUCAUUAGCCAGUUGAACCCUUAUACCCUCCGGAUCGAAGGGACAUGGGAUACUGCGUAUGAUAAGAGGUCAGCUUCCAAUGCUUUUAUGAUUUGUGGGAUUCUGUAUGUGGUCAAGUCUGUGUAUGAAGAUGAUGACAAUGAGGCCACUGGAAAUAAGAUUGACUACAUUUACAACACCGAGCAGAGCAAGGAUAGUUUGGUGGAUGUGCCCUUUCCUAAUUCCUACCAAUACAUAGCAGCUGUGGAUUACAAUCCCAGGGACAACCUACUUUACGUGUGGAAUAACUACCACGUUGUGAAAUAUUCUUUGGACUUUGGACCUCUGGAUAGUAGAUCAGGGCAGGUGCAUCAUGGGCAGGUGUCAUACAUUUCCCCGCCGAUUCACCUGGACUCUGAGCUGGAAAGACCACCAGUUAGAGGAAUCUCCACCACAGGCCCCCUGGGCAUGGGCAGCACCACCACCAGUACCACCCUUCGCACCACGACGUGGAGCCCAGGCAGGAGUACCACGCCGUCCAUGUCUGGCAGGAGGAACCGGAGUACCAGCACCCCAUCUCCGGCGCUCGAGCUGCUGGAUGACGUCACCACACACCUUCCCUCAGCCUCGUCCCAGAUGCCAGCUCCAGAAGAAAGCUGUGAGGCUGUAGAAGCCCGUGAAAUCAUGUGGUUCAAGACCCGUCGAGGCCAGACAGCCAAGCAGCCAUGCCCUGCGGGGACCAUCGGUGUAUCUACUUACCUAUGCCUUGCGCCUGAUGGGAUCUGGGAUCCCCAAGGACCUGACCUGAGCAACUGUUCAUCUCCUUGGGUCAAUCAUAUAACACAGAAGCUGAAAUCUGGAGAGACAGCUGCCAACAUCGCCAGAGAGCUGGCUGAACAGACAAGGAACCACCUGAAUGCCGGGGACAUCACCUACUCAGUACGCGCCAUGGACCAGCUGGUGGGCCUCCUGGAUGUGCAACUCAGGAACUUGACGCCAGGAGGAAAGGACAGUGCUGCCCGCAGUUUAAACAAGCUUCAGAAAAGAGAGCGCUCUUGCAGAGCCUAUGUCCAGGCUAUGGUCGAGACAGUUAACAACCUUCUUCAGCCACAAGCCUUGAAUGCGUGGAGAGACCUGACUACAAGUGAUCAACUGCGUGCAGCCACCAUGCUGCUCGACACCGUGGAGGAAAGUGCAUUUGUGCUGGCUGAUAACCUUUUGAAGACCGACAUUGUCAGGGAGAACACAGACAACAUUCAAUUGGAAGUUGCCAGGCUGAGCACAGAAGGAAACCUGGAGGAUCUGAAGUUUCCAGAAAGCAUGGGUCAUGGCAGCAGUAUUCAGCUGUCGGCAAAUACGUUGAAGCAGAAUGGUCGAAACGGAGAGAUCAGAGUGGCCUUUGUUUUAUAUAACAACUUGGGGCCUUAUCUGUCCACGGAGAAUGCCAGCGUGAAGUUGGGAACAGAAGCUAUGUCCACAAAUCAUUCAGUUAUCGUCAAUUCCCCUGUUAUUACGGCAGCAAUAAACAAGGAGUUCAGCAAUAAGGUCUAUUUGGCUGACCCCGUGGUAUUUACGGUCAAGCACAUCAAGCAGUCAGAGGAAAAUUUUAACCCCAACUGUUCAUUUUGGAGCUAUUCCAAACGCACAAUGACAGGCUACUGGUCAACACAAGGCUGUCGGCUCCUGACAACCAACAAGACACAUACUACGUGCUCCUGUAACCACCUGACCAACUUUGCAGUAUUGAUGGCACACGUGGAAGUUAAGCACAGUGACGCCGUUCAUGAUCUUCUUCUGGAUGUGAUCACGUGGGUUGGAAUUUUGCUGUCCCUUGUUUGUCUCCUGAUUUGCAUCUUCACGUUUUGCUUUUUCCGCGGGCUCCAGAGUGAUCGUAAUACCAUCCACAAGAACCUCUGCAUCAGCCUCUUUGUAGCAGAGCUGCUCUUCCUAAUUGGAAUCAACCGAACUGACCAACCAAUCGCCUGUGCUGUGUUCGCUGCCCUCUUACACUUCUUCUUCUUGGCUGCCUUCACCUGGAUGUUUCUGGAAGGUGUGCAACUCUACAUCAUGCUGGUGGAGGUUUUUGAGAGCGAACAUUCACGUCGGAAAUACUUUUAUCUGGUUGGCUAUGGAAUGCCUGCUCUCAUUGUGGCUGUGUCGGCGGCCGUGGACUACAGGAGCUAUGGAACAGAUAAAGUAUGCUGGCUCCGACUUGACACCUACUUCAUUUGGAGUUUUAUAGGACCUGCGACCUUGAUAAUUAUGCUUAAUGUAAUCUUCCUCGGCAUUGCUUUGUAUAAAAUGUUUCACCAUACUGCCAUACUGAAGCCUGAAUCUGGUUGUCUUGAUAAUAUCAACUAUGAGGAUAACAGACCCUUCAUCAAGUCAUGGGUCAUAGGUGCAAUAGCUCUUCUCUGCCUGUUGGGAUUGACCUGGGCCUUUGGACUCAUGUACAUUAAUGAAAGCACAGUCAUCAUGGCCUAUCUCUUCACCAUUUUCAAUUCUCUGCAGGGAAUGUUUAUCUUCAUUUUCCAUUGUGUCCUACAGAAGAAGGUACGAAAAGAGUAUGGAAAAUGCCUGCGAACGCACUGCUGUAGUGGCAAAAGUACAGAGAGUUCCAUCGGCUCAGGGAAAACAUCAGGUUCUCGAACUCCUGGACGCUACUCCACUGGCUCCCAGAGCCGAAUCCGCAGAAUGUGGAAUGACACUGUCCGAAAACAGUCAGAGUCAUCUUUUAUCACCGGAGACAUAAACAGUUCAGCGUCACUCAACAGAGAGCCCUACAGGGAGACAAAGGGGCUUCUGAACAAUGCCAGGGAUACAAGUGUCAUGGAUACUCUACCACUGAAUGGUAACCAUGGCAACAGCUACAGCAUCGCUGGUGGCGAGUACCUGAGCAACUGUGUGCAAAUCAUCGACCGCGGCUACACCCACACCGAGACCGCCCUCGAGAAAAAGAUCCUGAAGGAACUCACUUCCAGCUACAUCCCUUCCUACCUGAACAACCACGAGCGCUCCAGCGAGCAGAGCAGGAACCUGAUGAACAAGCUGGUGAACCACGUGGGCGGCGGGAGCGAGGACGACGCCAUCGUGCUGGACGACGCCACGUCCUUCACCCACGAGGAGAGCCUGGGCCUGGAGCUCAUCCACGAGGAGUCCGACGCGCCCCUGCUGCCCCCCAGGGUGUACUCGGCAGACCACCACCAGCCCCACCACUACAGCCGGCGGCGCCUGCCGCAGGACCACAGCGAGAGCUUCUUCCCGCUGCUGACCAGCGAGCACACGGAGGAGCUGCCGGCGUCGCCGCGCCGGGACUCGGUCUACACCAGCAUGCCGGCGCUGGCGGCCGACGGUGUGGCCGCCGGCCCCGCGCCCGAUGCACCUGCUGCCCGGGCGGGCGGGGGCUGCGACGCCGACGACGUGUACUACAAGAGCAUGCCGAACCUGGGCUCCCGGAACCACGUGCACCAGCUGCACACCUACUACCAGCUGGGGCGCGGCAGCAGCGACGGCUUCAUCGUGCCCCCCAACAGGGAGGGCAGCCCCCCGGACGCCGGCGCCAAGGGGCCGUCGCAUCUGGUCACCAGUCUCUAG